Molecule: messenger RNA, 1108 nt
Organism: Drosophila ananassae
Lineage: Eukaryota; Metazoa; Arthropoda; Insecta; Diptera; Drosophilidae
Product: seminase
Exons: 1
Coding region: 25-978 (317 amino acids)
Biological process (GO): proteolysis
Molecular function (GO): serine-type endopeptidase activity
Source: RefSeq, a predicted model, not a curated record
GUCAGUAUAGUUACUACCAUCGUGAUGUGGGUUUCGCGAAGCUGGAUUUUUUUCUUAGUCCUACUAGAAGUUAUGGCUUUGAUGAAACUGACUAGCAGCAAGGUUUACCCAAAAGAAAUAAACCGGAAGACCCCCAAAAAUCGCCGGAUUUGGGGUGGCAUGGACUCAAAUACGGGACAAAAUUUUGGUGGUUGGCUUAUCCGAAUAAUUGAUAGCAAAGGUGAAUUUAUGUGCGGGGGAGCGUACUACUCACCGCUAUUAGUAAUCACCUCCGCAAACUGCAUUUACCCGUACCGGAAUAGUCUACAAGGCGUCUCAGCGGAGAGUACAGCAUUCUCAAAGUGCGAUCGCGAGAUAUAUGCGGAAAUCGAUACCAUUCACUUCCCGAAAAAGUUCGUUCACAACAAACGCUUCAUGGACGUAGCCUUGGUGCGACUGAAGGCCCCCCUUAAAGGUCGACUCACGGAGUUCAUUACGCUUUGCAACACGUCCUUAGUACCCGAACAGGGACUAAUGGUUUUUGGCUGGGGUUACGAUAGCAUGGAGGUCCAGAAGCCAUCGACAAAUCCCCGAAACGGAUUAGUGACCCUGAUGGCGAUGAAGACUUGCCGCCAAACUUUCGGAAAGGAGACUAUCCUGGCCAGCACCUCGAUAUGCAUCAAACAGCCCCGGAAUCCCAGGGAAUGCAUCUACGACGGGGGGUGUCCUUUGAUUUACAAAAACCAACUCUGUGGCGUAGUCUCCAUUGGAUCGCAGUGCCAGAACACCUCCUACCCGGGUAUUUACACCAACUUAUAUGAAAAACAGGUGAUGGACUUCAUUAAACAGACCGAAGAAGACAUCGAAGCAGGGAAAAUCUGGAGAAGUCCGGUCAAGCCAAGGCACUAUUGGGAUAAUGAAGAAACCCAGACUGAAGUUAAAUAUGACGUGCAGUCGAAAUUGAUUACCCCAGAUCCGUUGGAAGCAAUGGUCUGUUGAAUGGAAAUUCAAUGAAAUCCAUUCAUUCAAGUUCAUGAACAUUAAUUAAAAUGAAAAUAACUUAAAAUAAAUAACAGAAAAAUGUAGAUUUUAUUUAAAAUACUGCAUUAGCGGAAAAUUCUUAAAAAUG